Messenger RNA from Aureobasidium melanogenum CBS 110374, 885 nucleotides. Its product is annotated as cyclin. Lineage: Eukaryota; Fungi; Ascomycota; Dothideomycetes; Dothideales; Saccotheciaceae. The record is from RefSeq and is a predicted model, not a curated record. Gene Ontology annotation, cellular component: nucleus. The transcript is spliced from 2 exons. The coding region runs from base 1 to 885 and encodes 294 amino acids. Gene Ontology annotation, biological process: regulation of transcription by RNA polymerase II. Gene Ontology annotation, molecular function: cyclin-dependent protein serine/threonine kinase regulator activity.
AUGGCUCCAGUGAUCGGAUUGUCACACAUCACAAAUCCGCUUGCAACACCCGAUCAAUUACAAACAACAGCCUCUCAGCUCGACAGAAUUCCCGCUGAUUUGGAAAUAUCGAUAAAAUUCGAAGGUUCAAGGCUGAUUCAAGCCGCUGGCAUUCUGCUGUACCUUCCUCAAGAACUUAUCGCAGAAGCCAUCAUCGUCUUUUCCAGAUUCUGGCUAGGCCCUGAUGGUGGAAGCUUAGCUGAAUAUGCUGCCAAGGAUGUCAUUGCCGCCUCGCUAUAUUUGGUCACUAAGCCUUCCGCACACCCAGUAAGCCCUAGACGACUACUGAGCGUUCUAGCAUACCUCAAUAAAGUUCGACCAUCACUCGAUCUCGAGUCAGCCAGUCAAAUUACCCCUGAGGCGUGCUUCCUAUCAGAAGGCACAUAUCAGGAUGGCCGACUAGCACUUAUCCACACAGAGGCGCAGAUGCUUCGGAUUCUAGGCUAUCAAACCCAUGUGUCUCUCCCGUACGCGAUCUGCAUCAACUACUUGCAAGCAUUGGAUGUAUUUACGACAUCCGAGAAUGGACAAGCUUUAGCGAAAAGAGCAUUUGCACAUCUCAAUUCAGCUCUUUUCAGCCCACAACUUCUCUACUUGACACAUCAGCCUCCAUCCCUCGCUACGGCGGCUAUCUACCUUGCCGCCAAGGAGAUAGGAGUCAAGCUUCCUGGUGAGGAGUGGUGGGAAGUCUUUGAUGUCGACAGAGAAGAGCUUGGCUUUUUGGUUGUAGCAUUGGUCUCUAUGGAAGGGUUUAUCGCAGAAGAGGUACAGAAAUGGGACAAGGCUCAGGUCCCGCUGACGCUUGAAGACACCCAAGCCUGGAUAGAUCGUGAGGCACGGGUCUAA